AGGGGUGUGCUCAGAGCAAGGGUCGGUGGUUAGUACGCGUGCGCAGUAGGCUCUUCUGUCAACUGUGUUGCGCCAAUGGUGGAGAAGAAACCCGCCGUUCGCUCCCAGGACCCUGGACAGCGGCGGGUGCUGGACCGGGCAGCCAGGCAGCGGCGGAUCAACCGACAGCUGGAGGCAUUGGAGAAUGACAACUUCCAGGAUGACCCCCACGCCGGCCUCCCCCAGCUGGGCAAGAGGCUCCCUCAGUUUGAUGAUGAUGCAGACACAGGAAAGAAAAAGAAGAAGACUCGAGGUGACCACUUUAAACUUCGCUUCCGGAAAAACUUCCAGGCUUUGCUGGAGGAGCAGAACCUGAGUGCAUCUGAGGGCCCCAACUAC
Messenger RNA from Mus caroli (Ryukyu mouse), 378 nucleotides. Lineage: Eukaryota; Metazoa; Chordata; Mammalia; Rodentia; Muridae. The record is from RefSeq and is a predicted model, not a curated record.